ACCGCGUUGUAGACGUACACGGUCUUCACGUUUUAAAAAAUAGGGAAAAGUGACCAGCUAAGCAAAGCCAUUAUGGCCAUCAUUCAUUCAUUUCAAUCCCAACUAUUUAUUCUUACCUUCUUCUCAGGGCCUUCCGAUCUACUGUUUCACCUCUGUUUUUGAAUUCCGAUAUUUGUUUCGCCAAUCGAUCUGCUUCCGAGCAUUCAGCAAUCGAUCGGCUUUAAUCCAGCUAGUUGAUUUUUGGAGUAGUUACAUAGUAUUGCUGGAGCUAAAGUGAUAAGUCUCCUUAUUGAUUCUGAAGUUGUUGAAUUGGGUUUGUGAUAGUGUUGUUUUGGAAAUUUAGGCAUUAUAUCGAGUCUUGAGCUGUAAGAAGAAGCAUAAUUUUGAGGAAAUGGCUGCUGAGCCUACAAAAGAACAUGUUGAUGUUGCUGAGACUGAACCUGUGGCAUCAUCUACUGAUAAUGAAGAAAAGACAAAAAAGAAGAAAAAGAAGGGAUUUUUUUCAAUGAUAUGGAAUAGUUUAUUUAGGUCCAAAAAGGAUGAUUUUGAGAAGAGAUUGCAGCAUAUUUCCAAGGAGGAGGCUGCUGUUAUUGCCAGAAUCAAUAAGCGAUCCCAAAAUUGGAGAAGGAUGACAAGGCAUCUCAUUGUACUUUCUGUGAUUUUUGAGGUUAUUGCAGUGGGUUAUGCUAUCAUGACAACACGAUCCCUUGACCUGAACUGGAAAAUGAGGGCAUUGCGAGUUUUACCAAUGUUUCUGUUGCCUGGCUUAUCCUUCAUUACAUAUUCAGCGAUUGGAAGUUUUACAAGGAUGUGUGAACGUAAGGACCAGAAAACUCUAGAAAAACUACGAGCUGAAAGGCAAGCCAAGAUUGAGGAACUCAAAGAGAAGACAAAUUACUAUAUAACGCAACAGCUCAUUCAGAGAUAUGACCCCGACCCAGCAGCUAAGGCAGCUGCAGCCACUGUCCUUGCAUCCAAGCUUGGUACAGAUACUGGCUUGAAAGUGUAUGUGGGAGAUGACACUAAGCAUAAUGUCCCUACCGGGAAGAGCAACGAUGUUGAAGUUGUGCAAUCUAAUGGGCUGAGAAAUAGGAAGCAGGCAAGGUCUAGUAGUCCAGAGAGUGCUGUAAUAGAUCAUCCUGGUGCAGAAAUGCUUCAACAGGCACAGCUUGAAGGUUCUGAUAUGAUGCAGCAUCAGCAAACAGUUGUUGAGCAUUACAAUCCAACAGGUUCCAGCACACAAGAUGGAGGAUGGAUUGCACGAAUUGCAGCAUUGCUUGUGGGAGAGGAUCCAACCCAGUCAUAUGCACUCAUCUGUGGCAAUUGCCAUAUGCACAAUGGGUUAGCCAGGAAAGAGGACUUCCCAUACAUAACCUACUAUUGCCCUCAUUGCCAUGCCCUAAAUAGGCCUAAGCAACUUGAUGAUCGUGUCUCUGGUACAAGUACCCCUAACCUAGGUUCCACAACUUCUUUGGCUGAUGUUGAUUCGGUCAAACAAGUCGGUGGAUCUACUCCGGAUAAAAUACCCGCAUCAGCAAGUGGCAGUCCUGUAGCAGCUCCAGUGGAAACAGAAGGUAAUAACAUAGUGUCCAGUGCUUCUAACAGCUAGUAGAUGGGGAGUUUUGAAUAGAGUCGUGCAGGCGAGUGCUUUUUCUCCCUAUAUAUGUGUAGCGGGGUUUUCUUUUUUUCUAUUUUCUUGGUAAUGUGUAACUCUCUGUUGUAUACAUAGUAGAAAACAUAUUCAACGAUUCAUACGGUAGCUUCCUGGAAACUUUUCUACAGACGCAAUAUACCUCAAUUUUCUUUUGUUUGAGAAAUAUUAGGCCAUCGGCAGAGCUUUAUGAGAUUUUCUGAUUGCAGAGUUUGCAGUUCCUCUCACGUGUAUUCUCUUCUUGAAUCAUUUGUCAAGUACAUGAUUGAGUUUGUAUAUUAUCCAAGUGAACUUUCCUA
Messenger RNA from Solanum pennellii, 1950 nucleotides. RefSeq lists its product as uncharacterized. Gene Ontology annotation, biological process: endoplasmic reticulum tubular network organization. The record is from RefSeq and is a predicted model, not a curated record. Lineage: Eukaryota; Viridiplantae; Streptophyta; Magnoliopsida; Solanales; Solanaceae. Gene Ontology annotation, cellular component: endoplasmic reticulum tubular network. Bases 392 to 1609 code for a protein of 405 amino acids. The transcript has 7 exons.